This is a messenger RNA of Colossoma macropomum (tambaqui), 2655 nucleotides long. RefSeq names its product calpain-2 catalytic subunit-like. The record is from RefSeq and is a predicted model, not a curated record. Gene Ontology annotation, biological process: proteolysis. The transcript has 22 exons. NCBI's taxonomy places the organism in Eukaryota, Metazoa, Chordata, Actinopteri, Characiformes, Serrasalmidae. Bases 1 to 2223 code for a protein of 740 amino acids. Gene Ontology annotation, molecular function: calcium ion binding; calcium-dependent cysteine-type endopeptidase activity. Gene Ontology annotation, cellular component: cytoplasm.
AUGCUUUUUGGGAAACUGGGCCCUGAGGGAGAGUUCCUCAGAGGGGCGGAGAGAAUUAGUUACUUAACUCACCUGUGCAGGUGGAAACCCUGGCAUUGUGUCUUAGUUACCACAGCAGAGGAGCAACAUGUCGGGAGUGGCUUGACUUUGGCAAAGAAGCGGGCCAGGGCCGCGGGCUUUGGGACCAACUCCAACGCCAACAAGUAUCUGAACCAGGACUACGAGGCGCUGAGGAGCCAGUGUCUGAGCAGCGGCCAGCUCUUCUGUGACCCCACUUUCCCCGCCGCCCCAGAGUCCCUGGGCUUUAAGGAGCUCGGACCAAACUCGUCCAAGACGAGGGGACUGCAAUGGAAAAGACCCGGAGAGCUGUGCUCAAAACCCCAGUUCAUCAGUGGUGGGGCCACCAGGACCGACAUCUGCCAAGGAGCUCUGGGGGACUGCUGGCUCCUAGCAGCCAUUGCUUCUCUCACUAUGAACUCUGACGUGCUGGCCAGGGUGGUCCCCAGCAACCAGGAUUUUGGGUCUGGCUACGCCGGCAUCUUUCACUUUCAGUUCUGGCAGUUUGGUGAGUGGGUGGACGUCGUCAUCGAUGACCGGCUGCCGGUGAAGGAUGGGAAGCUGCUGUUUGUCCACUCUGAAGAGGGGAACGAGUUCUGGAGCGCCCUGCUGGAGAAGGCCUACGCCAAGGUUAACGGCUGCUAUGAGGCUCUGUCUGGAGGCUCCACCACCGAGGGCUUCGAGGACUUCACCGGCGGCAUCGCUGAGUCCUACGAGCUGAGGAAAGCUCCGGCCAACAUCUUCCAGAUCAUUAAAAAAGCCUUGGAGUGCGGAUCUCUGCUGGGCUGCUCUAUAGACAUCACGAGUGCUGCUGAUUCAGAGGCGAUCACCCGUCAGAAGCUGGUCAAGGGACACGCCUACUCUCUCACAGGAGCUGUCGAGGUGAACUACCGCGGCGGGCUGGAAAAGCUGGUGCGAAUGCGGAACCCCUGGGGUCAGGUGGAGUGGACUGGAGCCUGGAGCGACAGCUCGUCUGAAUGGAACUCGGUGGAUCCCUCAGAACGUCCGAGUGCCAACGCAGAGGAUGGAGAAUUUUGGAUGGCGUUCUCAGAGUUCAUGCAGCAGUACUCUCGUAUAGAAAUCUGCACGCUGACCCCAGAUGCGAUCACCGGUGAUUCCGUCAAGCCCUGGAGUGUGUGCAACUACAGCAGCACCUGGAGGAGGGGGUCCACCGCAGGAGGCUGCAGGAACAACCCCAAUACAUUCUGGAUGAACCCUCAGUUUGUGAUCAAGCUGAACGAAGAGGAUGACGACCCAUACGACAACGAAACAGGCUGCAGCAUAGUGCUGGGCUUGAUCCAGAAGAACCGACGACGGCUGAGGAAGGACGGGGAGGACAUGCACACCAUCGGCUACGCCAUCUAUGAGGUGCCUCCACAGUUCCGAGGCCAGAGGAAUGUGCAUCUGGAUAAGAACUUCUUCCUGACGCACGCUCAGAAGGCUCGUUCUGAAACCUUCAUCAACCUGAGAGAGGUCAGCACCAGGUUCAAGCUGCCUCCGGGAGAAUACCUCGUCGUCCCCUCCACCUUCGAGCCUAACAAAGAUGGAGACUUCUGCCUGCGUGUCUUCUCCGAGAAGCAGACCGAAACACAGCGCUGUGAUGAUCCUGUUGAUGCUAAAUUAGAAAAUGAAACUGUGUCAGAGAGUGAAGUAGACGCAAAUUUCGUGAGUCUGUUCAAAAAGCUUGCAGGAAGUGAUAUGAAGAUCUCUGCUGUGGAGCUCAAAUCGAUCUUCGACAAAAUUAUUGCAAAACGAACUGACAUUAAGACAGACGGCUUCAGCCUGAAUACAUGUCGGAUCCUGGUCAACCUCAUGGACGACAGCAGUGAUGGGAAGCUGGGCCUGGGCGAGUUCGCUACACUGUGGAAGAAAGUGCAGAAAUACAUGAACAUCUACAAGAAGAACGACCUGGAUAAUUCUGGGAAUAUCAGCACUACCGAGCUGCGUCUGACACUGAAGGAAGCAGGAUUCUCCCUGAAUGAUGCCAUCUUCCAGCUGCUCGUGGCCCGCUAUGCUGAUUCAAACCUCACCAUUGACUUUGAUGACUUCGUGGCCUGCCUCAUGCGUCUGGAGAUGAUGUUCCGAAUGUUUAAGACGCUUGACCCACACAACACCAACUUCAUAGAGAUGGACUUGAAUCAGUGGCUGUGCUUAACCAUGGUCUAAAUGACAUCCUCCUGAAGACAGUGGACAAGUUUAGACACGAUUCUUAAAACUUCUCAAUUGCUUAAACACACGUAUCGCAUUCAGAUUUUCAUAACGAGCCCCAAAGUGCUGUGAUUUUGCAUAUGUGCUAUAAUAUGUACUAUGAUAUUCCAUUAUUUAUUCUACGCUGAGUGCCUACAGUAGUUUCAAGUUAGACCCCGAGGAUAAGUGCACAUAUUUUGAAUGACUAAUAUUGUGUACGAGUUAAGAAUAUAUUAGCUACAAUGAAUGCGUUUACAUGGACUCAGUAGUCCGAUCGUAAUCAGAUUCUGCAGUUUUCUGAUUAUUCAAAUGGUCAAGUAAACAGCACACUCUGAUGUCAUAGUACGGUCUAAAAAUCUGAUAAAGAGAGCUGAGAGUUUAAAGAGAGUUUAGCUCAGUAAUCAGAUUUCU